Bactrocera neohumeralis is the source of this 2240-nucleotide messenger RNA. It is a transcript of the gene mav, whose product is annotated as bone morphogenetic protein 2. Gene Ontology annotation, cellular component: extracellular region. Lineage: Eukaryota; Metazoa; Arthropoda; Insecta; Diptera; Tephritidae. Gene Ontology annotation, molecular function: cytokine activity; growth factor activity. The record is from RefSeq and is a predicted model, not a curated record. Gene Ontology annotation, biological process: BMP signaling pathway; SMAD protein signal transduction. The annotation marks the transcript as partial. The transcript has a single exon.
GUUAACAUAAGUCAACGUGAAUAUGUUACAAAGUAUAGGGAAUAUUUACGGCGGGUGCACGAUCGCAAGCGACGAGAGCUAGCUCAAUCAACAUAUGCUAUUGGAAACAAAGCUGAGCAGGAAUUAGAAAGCGCCCCUUUACGUAUAGUCAGCAUCGCUCCGAAUGUCACGAAGUACGAGACUUAUUUGCGUCGAAAACGGAACACUCAAACUUUUUUGGAUAACUUUCCCCAUACAAAAGAUGAGGUAACCAAUGCUGAAACAGUAUCUAAUAAUUUCGUAUUACCACGACAGCAGCGGAACAAUAACCGAAAGUUUCGGCAAAAACAAACUACUAUGAUUUUACAUUUUGCUCUGGAGACAAACGCUGCUCAAUUGCAACCCGGCGAUGUCGAAGAGGCCAACAUUCGGCUUAUGAUAAUACACAGCUCGGCUUUAGCAGUCAAGCCCAAUAAAAAAAAACAGAAAUCUAAAAAUCGAUCAUGUGGCAACAGCGUAGAAAAAAGUGGUAAAGACCAUGCUAACGCCACGGCGGCCAAUGAUAAACAGAAACAUAGAUUAAAUUUGAAGGUAUUUCAACGUUUGGGAAAUGGUAAACGGGUCUGUCUCGAUAGCUCUAAACUGACCAUCGAGAUAGAUCAAAGCCGCAAAUAUGAUACUCAUAGCCAAUGGGUGCAGUUUGAUGUGACAAAAGCUGUAGAGACAUGGUUACGCGAGGAGCGGUCUAAUCUGGGUCUGGAAGUGCAGUGUGAUAAUUGCCAACGUGUUGGUGCUCGUAUAUUAAACGACAUUUCGUCACCCACUAAUGUAGACGAUGCGGACGCCGAUGGUGCACAACUAAUGCCAAUUUUAAACAUAAUUGGUCAUCUUGGCGUGUCAUACAAGGAAAUCAGAUCCAACAAACAUUCCAAUUCCGUUGAGAAGCGACAUCACUAUCAUAACGUGGCCACAUUUUCAAAUGGUCAACAAGGUCUCAGCGGUGCUAUUGACAAACUUUCUUGUCAUAAAUUCAAUCAACGUUGCUGUCGGCACACAAUGGAAGUAAUAUUCAAGGAAAUCAAAGGUUUUGAAUUUAUUAUUCAGCCAAAGGUAUUCGAUGCUGGAUAUUGUCAUGGCCGUUGUCCACCACGAUAUAAUCCGGCUCACCAUCACGCCAUGUUGCAGAGUUUAAUAUGGAAGCAAAAUCGUGAACGCGUACCUCGCCCCUGUUGUGCGCCUUCUAAACUAGUCGAACUAGAAGUAUUGCAUGUGGACGAGAAAGACAGUGAAAAACUGAAGAUCUCCACGUGGACAGACAUGCGAGUGGUCGAAUGUGCUUGCUCAUGAAUGUCACAGACACUACAGCGAUCCCGUUUCUGCUAUUUCUCCAGUAAUAACUGUCUAUUGGCCGGUAAGACAAUAAUUGUGUGAUAGCGAGAUGAGUUCUAUAGUAUUUAAUAUUGCUUAUUUAUUUAUACAAUACAUAUACACAUACAUAUAAGCGGACACAAGUCUACCUAACAUGAACGUUAAAUAUAUUUAUUCAUGUGAAAUCAAAUAUAUAUUUAUAUAAUUAAUUUUUUAUACAAAAGUUGUUUUUACAUUAUUUAAGUUUUCCUCUUAAGGUAACAUGUAUUUCGUUGAUUUAGUUUGCAAACGCGCAUAGUCUUACUAUUUCCAUUUUAAUCAAAAUUGAGAAUUGUAUUCGUACGCAGAUAUCACAACUAAAAACAGAUCAUUACCAAAAAUUUUGGCGGAAUGCCGUUCUUACAUGUUGUUGUGAAUAGGUAUCCUAAUGUGAUAAGUAAAUAAAUAAAUAAUAUAUAAUUUAAAUGAUUUUAACAAGUAAUUUAAGUUUGAACAAAAGCCAAUACCGAUGAGCUCACGUUUUGCUUCAUUUUCACAAAUUUAUUUUUCGCCUAAAAAAUUAAAAUAAAUGGUUUAAGCACGAUUGGAUACUAAGCUAACGAUAUUUUAAUGUACAUACAUACAUGUAUAGUCAUGACCGUUGUUAAGUCAAACAAACAAACUGAAAUUCCAGUGCGUUGGAUGUAUGAUUGGAAAAAUAAAAUAUGUAGUUUUACAGACAUAUACAUAAGUAAUUCUUGAUUUGAUGCCCCAAACGACACAUGCAGUUUUUCUCAGGGUGAAACUAAUAAAUGUCAGAUAUAUUUCUAACCCAUAUUUUGUAUUUGUCGGAAAUAUAAUUUUUUAUACAACGACAAACUCUAAUAAUAAUAAAAUAAAAUUAUAACAUUUUC